UAUAUCACGACUUCGACCCCCCAACAAAAAUGUUAAGCGCCGAAAGAUAGCCCAAAAGAAAAUUGAGCGCCAUAAUAUCAUCCAUCUUUCAUCUUUAAAAACCAUGAAAAUUCCAGGAAUAAUUCACCUCCCAACAACAACAACAUUAGCAGCAGCAACAAUUCAUAAACCCUCAUUUUCUCUCUCCUCUUCCCGCCAUUUUUUCUCUCUCCAAUUUCUCAACAACACCAUUAACAUGCCACCUUCAUCUUCCUCCUCCAAAACUCUAAUUGAUUUCUUCCCCCAAUCCAACCCUAAACGCCGUAAAACCACCGAUAAUGUCAGCUUGCAGUCAUCAGUUACUUCCCUUCCUGUUUCCUCUUCUUCGCUUUCGGUCACCGAUAAUGGCGGUUCCUGUGACGGAAACCCUACCGAUGCUUCUGGGGUGCUGAGUGCUGAGCAGAAAUUUAGAAUGGAGUUUAAUAAAUCCCUAGCUUUGUCUAAAAGGAAUCUUCGAAUUUGUUCUGAAAAAGUUCUGAAUUCUAAAGCUGAAGGGGGCAAUGGUUAUGUGAAGCUAAAGGAGCUCCUUGUGGAGGAUUCAUGGUUGGCGGCUCUUUCGGAGGAGUUUGAAAAGCCUUAUGCUACGAGUCUAUGCAAAUUUGUUGAGACAGAAAUUUGUGGCAGCAAAGUUCCCAUUUAUCCUCCUCCAAACUUGAUCUUCAAUGCUCUCAACUCAACACCGCUUGAUAAAGUUAAGGCUGUCAUCCUUGGGCAGGAUCCAUAUCAUGGACCAGGACAGGCAAUGGGUCUAUCUUUCUCAGUACCUGAGGGUAUCAAGAUUCCUUCAAGUCUUGGAAAUAUAUUCAAGGAACUCAAGCAAGAUCUUGGAUGCUCUAUUCCAUCUCAUGGGAAUUUGGAGAAAUGGACUGUUCAGGGUAUUUUGCUGCUCAACACGGUCCUCACGGUUAGGAAUCAUCAAGCUAAUUCUCAUGCUAAGAAAGGUUGGGAACAGUUGACUGAUGCAGUAAUACGAACAAUCUCUGAAAAGAGGAGAGGUGUUGUAUUUAUCCUUUGGGGAAAUUGUGCUCAGGAGAAAGUCAGGUUGAUUGAUGAGUCUAAGCACCAUAUUCUCAAAUCAGCUCAUCCUUCUGGUCUUUCUGCUCAUAGGGGUUUCUUUGGAUGCAGGCACUUUUCGCGUACAAACCAGAUUCUGGAGAAGAAUGGGGAAUUGCCUAUCGACUGGCACUUGUGAGCAGAUAUUAUAAAUAUCACAUUAUGAGUAGGUUGCCCCUUGCCUUAAUUAUGGUUCCAAGGUCUAGAUUUUUGUUGCCUUAGCCAGUUAGCCCCUUUGUGUAGCAAAAUGUCUUUCAGCUUUCAGGGGAGACCUGGGUUUUUUAUGCCGUAGAUGGCAAUCUGGUAUGUACACGGAACAGUGACUAAUGUAUGCGAGGUAUCUUUUGGAGCAAACCUAGGGAGUUUUGUAUGAUAUCGAUAGCAAUGUGGUAUGUAAAUGGAACAAUGAUUUUAUGUAUGCCUGAAGCUGAAGGAAUGCAAACCCUCGGUGUCAUUGCAGACUAUGAGCAACACUAGCCAGUGAGGCAUGGUAGUUUUGAUGUCAAAAUGGAUGAUUUAACACCCAAUAUGGCGAAGCUCUCACCUAAAUUUGUAGCCUGCAACCCAAGGAAGACUACCCAGAACUAGUAGUAGCAUGAAUGAAAGGGAAGGGAACAGAUAACUAGACAAUUUACUGAUGUUGAUCUUAGCAAAAUUGGCUUACAAGUUUAUGGAUUUCCAUGCCAAGCUUGUUACAAACUUACAAACAUGUGUAAAAUUGACUAACAUAGAAAUCCCAAACCUCUUGUCAUCUUAUAUGAGUUACUAAUUAUAAAUCUGGUUGAAUUCAAUUUAUUACAAUUUUAGGCAGUGCUUUUUACAUAAGAAAUAUAAAUAACCUAUAUGAUGUAUUACAUUAGUGGUACUAAGCCUCGGGCAAGUAGUAACCCCAACAUUAAUUUUUUUUUUGUUUUUUUUUAACAAUACCUUGAAAAUAUGACUUAAAAUUGGGGUUUUAGAAUAUUUCCAAAAAAAACAAGAUAAUUAACAUGAAUCAUUUAAAUAGUACGAACUAGCUAAAACUCUUAUUUUUUAUGUUAAUCAUAAGGAAAAAAAAAACUUUAUAAGGAUUAUUUAAAAUUCUUCAAAAAAACAUAAAUAAAAAUUCUUUCAAAAAAUAGUGAAAUAUGUUGGUUUGAUAGAGUCCACAUAAAGCAAGUUAUGCAAUUGUCCCACGGACCAAAAUUUCUCUCACACCCUCUAAUCAUGAUCAACGGUCGAAAACCGUCUAACUGAAAAAUUCCUGUAUUCAGAAAAUUAAAAAAGAAAAUAAAAAAAGCUAAAAAAUAUGAGGUUCUCUCUCUUGCUCCCUUUCUUCUUCUUUUCUCUCCCUCAAACUCUUGUUAACUUCCUCUA
Molecule: messenger RNA, 2448 nt
Organism: Chenopodium quinoa (quinoa)
Lineage: Eukaryota; Viridiplantae; Streptophyta; Magnoliopsida; Caryophyllales; Amaranthaceae
Product: uracil-DNA glycosylase, mitochondrial-like
Exons: 7
Coding region: 104-1231 (375 amino acids)
Biological process (GO): base-excision repair; base-excision repair, AP site formation via deaminated base removal
Cellular component (GO): mitochondrion; nucleus
Molecular function (GO): uracil DNA N-glycosylase activity
Source: RefSeq, a predicted model, not a curated record